GUCCGUGCUGUCAACCUCCGUCCGAGUGACGGAGAGUAUUGUACUACACAAGAUUCGUCAAUGUUAACAAUUUCUGUGUACCAAUUGCUCUAAAAAAUCUCAAGAACGAACGAUACAGUUGAGUUUAAAAAACAGUACAUACACAAUGAUUCGCACAUCAAUCCUGGUUUUGGGAAUCUUGGGUUCAGCCUUAGGAAUUGAUCAGUAUCAACCAGAAGCUGUGCACAUCGCUUAUGGAGAUAAUGUGCACGACAUCUCCAUCACUUGGACUACGAUGGAUAAAACUGAACAAUCCAUUGUUCAAUAUGGUAUUAAUGGUUACGCACUCACAGCCAAGGGUAAUUCAACUCCAUUUGUCGACGGAGGCCGAAAAAAACACAAGCAAUACAUACACAGGGUAUUGUUGAAAGACUUAACACCGGGUAGUAAAUAUGUGUACCAAUGUGGAAAUGAGUAUGCAUGGUCAGACAUGUUUUAUUUUGUAACUGCACCGGCUGACCAGGCAACAUGGGCUCCCCAUGUCGUUAUCUUUGGGGAUAUGGGUAAUGAAAAUGCACAGAGUCUGCGCAGGCUACAAGAAGAAACUCAGCGCGGUCUGUACGAUGCAGCAAUCCAUGUAGGUGAUUUUGCAUAUGAUAUGAAUACAAACAAUGCCGCUGUCGGAGACCAAUUCAUGCGGCAAAUUGAAUCGAUUGCAGCCUAUCUGCCGUACAUGACAGUGCCUGGUAAUCACGAAGAGAAAUACAAUUUCAGUAACUAUAGAGCUCGCUUUACAAUGCCCGGAGAAUCGGAAGGCCUUUGGUACAGCUUCAAUAUGGGCCCGGUGCAUUUUAUCGGCAUUGAAACAGAAGCCUAUUAUUUUAUGAACUAUGGACUGAAACAGCUUGUUAAACAGUAUGAAUGGCUCGACAAUGACUUGCGCGAAGCCAAUACACCUGAAAAUAGAGCCAAACGCCCCUGGAUCGUUACUUUUGGACACAGACCGAUGUACUGCAGUAAUGCUAACGCCGAUGAUUGUACAAAUCAUGAAUCCCUGGUUAGAGUUGGAUUGCCACUUUUCCACUGGUUCGGUCUGGAAGAUUUGUUUUAUAAGCACAAAGUGGACCUGGAAAUAUGGGCACAUGAACACAGCUAUGAACGCUUGUGGCCUAUGUAUAACUUUAAGGUGUACAAUGGAUCGUACGAGCAACCGUACAGAAAUUACAAAGCUCCAGUGCAUAUAGUGACUGGAUCUGCUGGUUGUAAGGAAGGAAGAGAAAAGUUUAUCCCUAAUAGGCCAGACUGGUCUGCAUACCGUAGCUCUGACUAUGGAUAUACCCGUUUGAAGGCAUUCAAUACAACUCAUCUGUACCUAGAGCAGGUAUCUGAUGACAAACAAGGAGCAGUUUUGGACCAAUUUUGGUUAAUCAAAGAUGAAUUUUCGCCGAAAUAUACUCUAAAUUAAUUUUAAAUAAAUAACUAACAUUUUGAUAUACAUGCAUGAUAUUAUGUUUUCUUUUUAAUUUCAUUAAUCUUGUUUUCUGCGCUACCUUCGUCAACAAUUCAAUUAUUUUGUAGUUCUUAUGAGAUAACUAGUGCUUAUAAAAAUUACACAAUAUUCUCAUCUUUCACAGGAAGUAGCACAGAAAAUAGAAUUUGUGGCAUCUGCGCAUGUAGGGACAAG
Diprion similis is the source of this 1663-nucleotide messenger RNA. RefSeq names its product acid phosphatase type 7. Lineage: Eukaryota; Metazoa; Arthropoda; Insecta; Hymenoptera; Diprionidae. The transcript is spliced from 9 exons. The record is from RefSeq and is a predicted model, not a curated record. The coding region runs from base 146 to 1444 and encodes 432 amino acids. Gene Ontology annotation, molecular function: metal ion binding; acid phosphatase activity.